GACGGUUUGUCAUUGAAUGUUUUGCAACUGAACCGAUUUGAUUCUGCAUUAAAGGUUUACCAUUGAACGUUCUGUUAUAUGAAACUGUUUAUCUGGCAUGCUAAAAGUUUUACCCAAGGGCUAUCCAUAUUUACUUACUGAGUUAUCUCAUAGUUUUCCCUUGUCCACCAUUUCAGGAAGCGAAACUGAGGACGGGAAACCAAGGGGAGUGACGAGUUAGAAGGCUAGCCAUUUCGAGAUUGACAUAGAUUUAGAAAUAAGUCAUGAUCCUGUAAGCUAGAGUGUAUUUGGAGAUUUUAUGAUAUCAGAGCAGAUUGUAAAAAUUUUAUCUUGAGAUUUUGUGGUAUCAGAUUGUGAUUUGAAUAAGUUCCGAACCUUGUGCACUUGUGGGACCUGUCUCACGGGUGCACGGCGUCUGUCGCGUCCUCGGAUUUGGAUUCUGGGGCGUGACAAAAGGGACUUAAAAGAGAAAAAAUUAGGAUAAGGAUGGCUGAAUUUCUUUUCCUUCUUUCUUUCUUCCUCAACCGUGUGUUUUGCUUCUUCUUCUCCCCUGCAACCGAACAAGAAACCCCAAGCCCAACAACACCACCCACUUGAAAAAACGGUAAAAAGCUUGAUUUCUUUCCCUUCUUUUCUUGUUGAAGAACAAGAUUUAGACUUAGAAAUCUUCCCCUCUGCAGAAAAAUUCCAGAUGGGCUCUGCUCCCUCCCUCUUCGUCCGUUGCUCUGCUGUGUGGGUGUGAUUUUUCAAGUUUCUAGUAAGGGAAACAGCCACUAAUUCCUCUUUUCUCCUUUGAUUUGGCUUGAGUUUACUCUAAUUUCUUUUGGUUUCUCCAAUUUUCGGUAGAUCCCCUGAUUUCUCCUUCCAUUCCCGUCGGCCUCCCCCAAACCCGCCAGCUCCGGUUUGCUUGCUGAAGUUUCUGGUAUGUGACAGCUCCAUCAAAGUCCAAAUUUACCCAGUAGUUGCUGAAAUUAUCCAUUUAUUUGCUGCCCCUGUGCUGUCCGAAUUUCUGCUGAAAUAGGGGAUGAAUUCCGGUAGCAAUUUGAACAAAAUUAAGCUUAAUUCAUGUAGAAUACAUGUGAUUGGGUAUUAAUUAGCUGCUGUUAGGUUCUGGAGAAAAAUCUUGUGAAAUUAGCUAUUGUUUUUGCCAAGGCCGAUUCCUCCAUGUUGUCUAUGAAAUUGGAGAAUUGUGUAUAUGCGUGUUUAUGCAUAUAUAAAUGCACAAUCUGAUUUUUGUGCUCAAUUUCAGAUAGAAGAAAAAUAAGGAUAAAUAAAUAAAUAAAAUUUUUUUAUGGGAUUGAUGGCCAGCAACAAUAGGAGAGUUUAAAUGUUUAGUUUAUAUUGAGAAUAAAAUUGAGAUGUCCGAUCAUAUGAUUAUUAAUUCUGGAAUAUUUUGGUUAGGUUCUUGAUUAUUUUGUUACCCUAGCACUUGAAGUGAAUUUUCUGUGUUAUGCAACUGAGGUAAGUAAAUUAUGGUAACGCCCUUCGAUUUCAAAGUAAAAGCAUAUUCUAAAU
Messenger RNA from Rubroshorea leprosula, 1515 nucleotides. NCBI's taxonomy places the organism in Eukaryota, Viridiplantae, Streptophyta, Magnoliopsida, Malvales, Dipterocarpaceae. The record is from the annotation of a GenBank genome assembly.